Capsella rubella is the source of this 2428-nucleotide messenger RNA. RefSeq names its product NAC domain-containing protein 14. The record is from RefSeq and is a predicted model, not a curated record. Bases 367 to 2337 code for a protein of 656 amino acids. Lineage: Eukaryota; Viridiplantae; Streptophyta; Magnoliopsida; Brassicales; Brassicaceae. Gene Ontology annotation, biological process: regulation of DNA-templated transcription. Gene Ontology annotation, molecular function: DNA binding. The transcript is spliced from 7 exons.
UUCUUUUGUUAAACUUUAUAGGACCACGUGAAGGAAUCUAAUGAGUGGACCCUGACGGCACGUAGCCUGACUCACUGAGUCAAAAAAGAUUGCAAACGGCGCCUCUAAACUAAAGAAAAGGAUUGAGCCAUGGCAACUUCCGUAAUUAUUGACUAAACCGAGGGUAAAAUAGGUAAGUUAAAAGACACUGACGUCACACGUGCGAGUCGGAACAUGGCACAAUUGGCACACCACAGCACAGCAGUCAGCAGCAACCAAGUGGUACUACAGGUCGAGCUCUACUAGUUCAAGCUCAGCUCAAAGCUCUCUUUUUUUUUUUUUUAAUGAUAUACCAAAAGAGGAAAAAAAACAAAAACUUUACCGGAGAUGACGACGGAGCAAGCUUUGUUGUCUAUGGAAGCUUUACCAUUAGGUUUCAGAUUUAGACCAACGGAUGAAGAACUCAUCAAUCAUUACCUAAGGUUAAAAAUCAACGGCCGUGAUUCAGAAGUUAGAGUCAUCCCUGAGAUCGAUGUUUGCAAGUGGGAGCCAUGGGACUUACCUGGGCUUUCGGUGAUAAAGACAGAUGAUCAAGAAUGGUUCUUUUUUUGUCCUCGUGAUCGGAAGUAUCCGAGUGGUCAUCGUUCUAAUAGAGCUACUGACAUUGGUUACUGGAAAGCUACUGGGAAAGACAGAACCAUUAAGUCUAAGAAAGUAAUCAUUGGUAUGAAGAAGACUCUUGUCUUUUAUCGUGGUCGAGCUCCAAGAGGAGAGCGUACUAAUUGGAUUAUGCAUGAGUAUCGUGCUACUGAUAAGGAACUAGAUGGCACUGGAGCUGGACAGAAUCCGUAUGUUUUGUGUCGCUUGUUCCACAAGCCUAGUGAUAGCUGUGAUAUUGCAAACUGUGAUGGAAUAGAGAAUGUCAAUACAACACCAACCACCACUAGAUGCUCUCCUGAUGAUACAUCUUCUGAAAUGGUUCAAGAAACAGCUACCUCUCGUGUACAUGCUUUAAAUAGAUCUGAUGAUACUGAGAGGUGUUUAAGCGACAAGAGUAAUGAUGUGAAACCUGAUGUUUCAGUGAUUAACAAUAAUACUUCUAUCAAUCACGCUGAAUCAUCUCGCGCGAAAGACCGUGGUUUGGGGAAAACCAUAGUAGAGGAAAAUCCACCUGCAAGGGACAAUUUAACUCAUUAUGGAUCCAGUUUUACUCAAAUGAAUGACAGAACAUAUCAUCCAUCGCACUCGAGCAUCGACUUUGCUGCAUCACAUAUAGAUUCGAUGUAUUCUAGCGAUUUUGGAAACUUUGAUUAUGGGCUACAUUUUCAAGAUGGUGCUGCUGAGCAAGAUGCAUCCUUAACAGAUGUAUUGGAUGAAGUAUUUCACAUUAAUAAUGAUUCCUCUACUGAAAGGAAAGACUUUGCACUUCCGAAUAUGAUGCAUUGGCCUGGAAAUACAAGACUGUUGUCUACUGAGUACCCGUUUCGCAAAGACGCUGUUUCUUUUGUUGACGGGAGUGCUGAAGUUUCCGGCUCACAGCAGUUUGUACCUGAAAAUAUAGCUCCUAGAUGGGUCAGCCAACACCGUGUUGAUAGCAAGGAAGUUACCGAGAUCCAAUCUUCAUCUGGCUCCUCUCGGACUGUGACACCACUUCAUAGCAACGUUUCAGGACAGUAUGCUUCAGCUUCUUAUGCAUCUAUUGAUCCCUUCAACUAUAAUGUCAAUAAUCCUGAGCAGUCAUCCUUUGAGCAAAGCCAAACUGACCGCAAGAUUAGUCCCAGUGAUAUUUCCGAGUUCAAGGCUAGGUCUCGGGAGAGUCAGACGAAUCAAGACUUUGUUGUGGACCAAGGCACUGCUCCUAGAAGAAUCCGGCUGCAAAUCGAACUGCCAUUGACUCCAGUUAACCACAAGAAAGAGAGAGAUGCAGACAACUAUGAAGAAGAUGAAGUACAGUCUGCAAUGUCCAAGGUCGUGGAGGUAAAUGAAAGAUCCUUCCUUAACAGAGAUGAUACUCUGUCUGAAUCAGCUAAGUUAAAGACUCAGGGAACUGCUCAGAGGAGAAUCCGCCUGCAGACGAGACUACGGAAGCCUCCCGUAACACUAAACAACCCAAGAAAACACUUAAACUGCAGUAACGAAGAAGCAAGCCAUAGAGAGGAAAAGGAAGAUGUAUCAACAUCAUCAUCAUCAUGGCAGAAAGAGAAGAAGAUAGUGAAGAAGAGCUUGGUGCAGUAUAGUAGUAUGGUGAUAAUAAUGGUAGUGAUAGUUGUUUUAGUAGGAGUAUGGAAAGAGUCAAGAGAUGCUAAAUGUAGCUUCUUGUUUCAUCAUUUGGAUUCCUUAAAAGGCAUGUUUACUUGAUGAUAUAUGUAUAAUUAAAUCGUGUUUAGUAUAUUUAAUUUUGAUUUUGUAGUGUUGAGUGAUGAUGAAAGCCAAAUUUUCUCUAGAAUCA